AUGCAGCUUCGCUCAGGCAACCGUAAACGCAACGAUGCUCCUGCUCCAAAACCUGGCAGACGAAGCACUAGGAAACGCGAUGUGCCUCCCAAGGCCGCGUCUCUUCCUAAACCCGCCGCACCCCCACCUGCUGAACCCCAAAAGAAGCCAGCAAAGCGGACGAGACGCGGCCCACAACCCGCUCCGGAGCCCAUGGAGGACGCGCUGGAACUUGUUACCGAGGGCUUCAGGCUCGACUCACGUGCUUCGAGCCCCUCCGACGAGUCCACACUGACGCCUGGAACACCCAUGGCAGCGAACGAAAGUGUGUUGCCCAACGAGCUGUGGUUGCUUGUCCUCGAUCUCAUCGAGGAGAGGCGUGAUCUGGCAAUUAUGGUCAGCACAUGCUCCUAUCUGCGCAGCCACGCAGCGGAAAUGCUCCGCGACUUCACAUUCGUACUUCGCACAGACGAUGAUGUCACGAAUUUUGUUGCAGCAGUCGAAAAGGACCCCUCUCUCGUCACACGCGUACGUGAGCUCCGCGUCGACACCGAUGAGGGGUUCGAAGAGGAAGUUCAAGUCGAACUGUACAAAGUCCUCCUCAAGCUCACUGGCCUUUACACGUUCGCCCUCUACGGCCCAUACGUCGUUUGGGCGGAAGAGUUCCUCGAUCGGCUCGGCUGCAUCACCUUCCCGUGCCUCACCACCUUCGAAACACCGAUCUACACGCGCUUCGACAUGACCGAGUUCGCCGCCUCGAACCGCUCCAUCCGCCACCUCGAAAUCCCGCGCUACUCCGAGCACGACGGCGAAGUCCGGCUGCACCACCUCCAGAGCAUGUCGGUCCCGUACCCGGUCGUCCACCGCUUCUCGAUCACGCUCAAGGAGCUCCAGGAAACGAUCCCCGACGACUCGGAGCUCAGCUCGGAGGACAAGUUCCAGGUCCUCGCGGGCUCGGUGUGCCACAACAUCAGCCACCUCUGCCUGACCGCGAGUGACCCGUACGCGCCGGUGACGCUCUCCCGGCUCGUGCUCGGCCAGCAGGUCGUCAGCCUGCGGCUCGCGGCGCCGCAGCGCCCGAAGGAGUGGCUCGCAAACACGGGCGAGUACGACCUCUUCUUUAUCCUCAAGUCCUUCCCCCGCCUCAAGUUCCUCGAGCACGAGAUGCGCGGCUACACCGUCGUGUCCUCUGACCGCCUCCCGGGCCACACGUCCUUCUGGGAGCUCCAGUACGAAUGGACGACGACGCCCGAGGAGCGCGAGCUCCCGCACCGCAAGAACGCAGGCUCGCUCACCGUCGCCUGGUCGUUCAUCGACAUCCGCGGCUCCGCGCUCCGGCCCGAGCGCGACGACGAGCUCCGCACGCUCGAGCCGCCUGAGCGCGAGCCGGUGUGGCGCGCAAAGUGCGAGGAGCGCGCGGAGUCGCUACUGCGCAACACGGGGAUGUACGUCGACCGGGUCAUGUACGGCAAGUGCGGCGCGCUGGACACGGUGGUGACGAUGCCGGUGCCGGCGCCGACGAAGAAGAAGGGGAAGGGAAAGGCGAAGACGGUCAAGGCCAACGUGGAGCGACUGGAGAAGCCAAAGGAGAUGUAUUGGAGGACGAUCCCGAAGUGGGUGGAGCCGAAGAAGGAGGAGGACGCCAAGGAGGAGUCAUAG
Messenger RNA from Epithele typhae, 1638 nucleotides. RefSeq lists its product as uncharacterized. The coding region runs from base 1 to 1638 and encodes 545 amino acids. Lineage: Eukaryota; Fungi; Basidiomycota; Agaricomycetes; Polyporales; Epitheliaceae. The transcript is spliced from 3 exons. The record is from RefSeq and is a predicted model, not a curated record.